CACUGCUCCGCUGCCGCGUAGAGCAGGUCCUCUAGCCCGCGGAGCUGGCAGGCCACUCACGCCAGCCCCAGAUAAGCCCCCAAGUCGAAGUACCGGACCCGGGCUUGGAAUUCCGGAUAUUUGGGCUCCUUGGUUGCAGAGGCACAAGGCCCCUCGACCACCCGUCCAUCAUGGACCUCGCCAGCACCUGCUCCAGCUUUCAGUCUGACCUGGAUUUCUGUCCGGAUUGCGGCUCGGUCCUGCCUCUUCCCGGAGCUCAGGAUACGGUCGCGUGUACUCGCUGUGGCUUCUCCAUCAACGUGCGAGACUUUGAGGCGAAGGUUGUGAAGACCUCAUUUGUGUUCCACAAACUGGGAACAGCCAUGCCCGUGUCGAUGGAGGAAGGACCUGAGUUCCAGGGACCCGUGGUUGACAGGCGCUGCUCUCGAUGUGGGCACGAGGGAAUGGCAUACCACACCAGACAGAUGCGCUCCGCUGAUGAAGGGCAGACCGUCUUCUACACCUGUACCAACUGCAAGUUCCAGGAGAAGGAAGACUCUUGAUUUUUUUCUGAGCGACUCAACAAUCUCUCCUUCUCUUCCUUGGAAGGUGAAAGAUACUGGGUUCUUAGAUCCUUUGUCCAUCUCCUGAUUGCGGUGUUUUGCUCCCAGAGGAAAAGCAGAUCAUCAUGUGGGGAUUACCGUUGUCCCCAGAGUACUCCUACCCUAGUUGAGUUUCCUUUAUUAAAGUUAUAGUUUUCUAUAAGA
This is a messenger RNA of Orcinus orca (killer whale), 746 nucleotides long. RefSeq names its product RNA polymerase I subunit H (gene POLR1H). The transcript is spliced from 5 exons. Gene Ontology annotation, cellular component: RNA polymerase I complex. Gene Ontology annotation, biological process: termination of RNA polymerase I transcription; DNA-templated transcription. The record is from RefSeq and is a predicted model, not a curated record. The coding region runs from base 171 to 542 and encodes 123 amino acids. Gene Ontology annotation, molecular function: zinc ion binding; DNA-directed RNA polymerase activity; nucleic acid binding. Lineage: Eukaryota; Metazoa; Chordata; Mammalia; Artiodactyla; Delphinidae.